UCUAUAGCUACGGAACGGUUAACGCGUGAAAAGAAACUGCGCUCGUAGUAUAUCAAAAGUUAGAAAAAUUUUAGUUUGAAAAACCAAUCUUUUGUUUUUCGUUUCUGAGCUCAUUUUAGUUUGUAGUCGAAAAUACAACAAAAAAAAACUCAAUUCAUGAGUUAUGUGUGCUUCUCAUAAAACGGACUGAAGGAAAUUAACGUUUUUUUACACUUAUGUGAAAUGUAACCAUAAAAACGGACAUUUGUUUCGUUAAAUUUUUAAGUUUUAAAUUUUCAAAUAAAUUGCUGAACAAUGGCUAUCGGAAAAAUAGUGAUUGUGAUAAGUUUAUGCUUUGCCUUAAUUUCGGCCAGAUCAAGUUUAUCGUCACGUAACGAUGCAACGCCGAAAGGUUGUAAAUGGCAACGUGUUCUGAUUGAUUCGAUGGACGGUAUAGAGAAUUCAAUUAAGCAUACACUGUCGUGUAAAUUACGGACUAUUAGCGGUGUAGAUAGUUUGUUGGGUAAUUUGAGUGUGUACCAAACGGAUCGGAUAUCAUCGCUUAAGUUGGAAUGCAGUGAUGUGUUAUUUUUCGAAAGUUCGUUGGAAGGUGGCCAGCAGGCGGGUUCUUUUUUCAGAACGUUAAGAAAUUUACAAGAACUCAAUAUCGAAUAUUGUAAAAUAAGAUACGUGCCAUCGAUGGCAUUACGUGGAUUAAGGGAUCUGAGAACAUUAUCGCUACGAACACAUAACACAGAUUGGAGUGCGAUGAAUUUGGAAUUGCAUCCGGAAAGCUUUCGUGGAUUAACCGAGUUAAGGCAAUUGGACUUAGCCGACAAUAACAUUUGGAGUCUUCCAACCGACGUUUUUUGUCCGCUGUUUUCGUUGAAAGAACUGAAUUUAACCAGAAAUCGUUUAACCGAUGUCGGACAGCUCGGUUUUUCCGAUUGGGGUAGUGGACCGAAUGUUCCCGGAAAGGCGUGCAACACCGGGCUGGAGCAGCUUGAUUUGUCUUACAAUCAUAUCGCCAAUUUCCCGAACAGUGGCUUCUCAGCACUGAAAACGCUGACAAUGCUCAACUUACAGGAAAAUCUACUCACGUCUCUUGCGGAUAAAGCAUUCGCCGGACUGCAAUCACUGAAAAUGUUGAAUAUUUCAAGCAAUCGAUUGAUUGCUAUGCCACCCGAAUUGUUUCAAUCAACUCGUGCCUUAACUCAACUCUGUUUGCAUAACAAUACGCUGGCGGUGCUGGCUCCAGGUUUACUCGAAGGUCUCGACAGACUGGAAGUGUUGGAUUUAUCUCAGAACGAACUGACAUCGACAUGGAUUAAUCGUGAUACAUUCGCCGGGCUCGUACGGUUGGUUGUUUUAAAUCUCGGUUUCAAUGGACUGAGCAAAAUCGAUCAGUUCGUGUUUCACGGUCUGUACAGUCUACAAAUAUUGAAUUUGGAACAUAAUGUCAUCGAAACAAUUGCAGACAAUGCAUUCAAAGAUUUGAAGAACUUGCAUGCUUUGACAUUGUCGCACAAUAAAUUGAAAAGCAUUGAAGCGCAUUAUUUGUCUGACUUGAGUGUGCUGAACCAAUUGUUCUUUGAAUCAAACGAAAUUGCUAAAGUCGAUACUCGUGCGUUCGAUAAUUUAACCGAUCUAAACGACUUAAGUUUGAACGACAACUUAUUGAGUGACAUUCCCGAAGGACUACGCAAACUACGUUCGUUAAAAUCAUUGGAUCUGGGCAAAAAUAAAAUCCAUUCCAUCCGGAACGAUUCAUUUGUUGGAUUAGAAGAAUUGUUGGGCCUACGUUUGGUCGAUAAUUUACUGACAAACAUAUCCCGGGACACAUUUAAAACACUCGCAACCAUACACGUUUUGAAUUUGGCAUCGAAUCAAAUAAAACACAUCGAUCAAUCAGCGUUCAGCUCGAAUCCAACUCUGCGGGCAAUUCGAUUAGACAACAAUGAACUCGAAGAUAUUUCAGGGGUCUUUACCUCUCUACCUGCAUUGGUUUGGUUAAAUGUUUCGGACAAUAAAUUACGGUGGUUCGACUACAGCCAUCUACCUGCAUCGCUCGAGUGGUUGGACAUGCACAAAAAUAACAUCACCGAACUGGGAAAUUAUUUUGAUGUGAGAAAUAAUCUUCAAAUGAAAAUGUUGGACGUAUCAUACAAUAGUUUGAGUCGACUCGAUGAGGCAAGCAUACCAGACAGUCUCGAAACGCUGUUCGCCAACAACAAUAACAUUGGUGAAGUUGCACCGGGUACAUUCCUGAAGAAGAAGAAUAUCGAAAAAGUCGUUCUCUACGGCAAUUUCAUCAAGAAAAUGGACAUAUCGGCGUUCGCACUGACACCAGUUCCCGAAUCGCGAGAAAUGCCAGCAUUUUACCUAGGCGAUAAUCCUAUCCAUUGCGAUUGUCAUAUGGAAUGGUUGCAACGGAUCAACGAAUUGAGCCAUUUACGACAACAUCCACGAGUCUUGGAUUUGGAUUUGGUAAUGUGUACGAUGGAACACGAGCGAGUAGAAGUCGUUCGACCGUUAAUGGACCUGAAAUCGCAGGACUUCCUUUGCAAAUACGAAAGUCACUGUUUUGCACUGUGUCAUUGUUGUGAUUAUGAUGCGUGUGACUGCAAAAUGACCUGUCCAGAUCGAUGCAGUUGCUAUCACGAUCAUACAUGGAACACAAAUGUGGUGGAUUGUGGAAACGCCGAAUACACCAAAGUUCCGGAAAGAAUUCCCAUGGAUGCAACAGCCAUUUAUUUGGAUGGAAACAAUUUGGGUGAUCUUGCCAGUCACAUGUUCAUCGGGAAAAAGAAAUUGGAGUUGCUGUUUUUGAACAACAGCAAAGUGACCAGUUUGCAUAAUCGUACGUUCAACGGUGUGCCCAGUUUAAAAGUGUUGCAUAUUGAAGAAAAUCAUUUAGCCGAAUUGCGGGGCUACGAAUUCGAUCAAUUGACGAACUUGAGUGAACUGUAUCUCGAUCGCAAUGACAUUUCGUUUAUCGGUGAUCGGACGUUCGAUCAGUUGAAAGGACUUGAAGUGUUGACGUUGAGUGAUAAUAAAAUCGUAAAUUUUGUGCCAUGGAAACAAUUGUCGGCCGCAUCCGAAUCGGGAACAUUAUCACGUGUAACAUUGCGCGGCACCAAGUGGAAGUGUAAUUGUGAAUCGGUAGCACGGCUACAAGAAUGGAUUAAAGACAUUAGCGGUGAGUUUGAUAUAAAUCAAAUGAUAUGUAUGGACGACCGGAUAGUCGGCGAGGUAAUUAAGAUAUGUGGCGAUAUGAACAAGGACAGCUCCUACGCCACACCAACUGUGCAACGUAAUGUAUUGAUGGGUAAUACUCUCAUUGGUGGAGGAUAUGUUCCGCUCUUGGCUGCUAUUCUAGUUGCAAUUAUUGGAACAGCAUUGUUAGUUGCGCUUGCGUGUAUCUUUCGACAAGAUGUACGUUUGUGGGCACACGCAAAGUACGGAGUACGAUUGUUCAAAGAUCCGACAAUAAUCGCCGACAGCGAACAGAAUGAAAAACUUUACGAUGCCUACAUUUUGUACAGUGUCCGGGACUCGGAUUUCUCAGCUCAAAUCAUUGCCACAGAACUGAAUCGUACCGGCUACAAUUUAUGCCUUCACCACAGGGACAUUCAUUCAACCACCUACUUCAACGACUCAUUACAAAGUGCCACAGACGCUUCAAAGAAAUUGAUUCUGAUCGUGUCGAUGAACUUCUUACAAUUCGAAUGGUCACAGCCACAAUUCCGACACGCCCUGCAAACGGUGAUCGAAAACAUUCGACCGGCACACCGGAGUCACAAAAUCGUGCUAAUACUCACAGCACCCAUCGAAAUCAUCAACGUCGAUCCAGUCAUGCAAAUACUAAUUCAAACCUGUCCCACGAUAUGUUGGGGCGAGAAACGUUUCUGGGACAAACUGCGAUACGCUCUGCCCGAUCUAUCACAGAAUCGAGUUGUGAAGAAACUGGGCAAUGUGUCGCGAAGUCCGAAUCUGCGAUAUACACCAGCACCAACGACACUGGAUUCAUGGUGUAAAAAUCAUCCCGGCGCGGCGAUACCAGUCAUAAUCGAUCAGCAACAACAACACCAUCAUCAACCGCAGCACAUUCCCUCACAGAGCACUAGUCAUACCGAAGACGGAUCAUCAUCGUGUGCAUCGUCUCAACACUACGAAGCAGCACCAAUCCAAAAUUACGUGUGUCGAUCGACGGCCUCAUCGCUGGGGCAUGUGUAUUCGACGAUACCGGAAACACCACAAAUGGGACGCAAUGAACGAGCUUACUUUGUGUAGUAGAAUUUUGCGUUUGUCUUUUUCGUUGUAAUUUUGGUUUUGAUUUUGUAAAAAUUUAAACAACAAAAUCCGUGUCAUUAAUUGCCAAUUGCCAGUGUACUUAUUAAAAAGAAAAGAUACAAAAAAUGACGAAGCCUAAAAAGCCUAUUUUAUUAUGCAAAAAUGAGUUGAAUAUGAUAAAAGAAAAUUAAAAUUAAUUGUGCGUCCAAAGAGCAAUUUGAAAAUAUGGUUGAGCUCGCAAAAAUAUGUUUAAUUGAAUAUUGAUAUACAAAUUGAUGGAUAUUUUUCUUAAACAAACACGUGAUAUUAGUUUUGUAAUGGUUAAGUGUAAGUGUAAAACUCGAAAGGAUAAAAUAAAAAAAUUUAAAAAAAAAUCGUAAAAUUGGCAAUUAUUUUUUACAAGAAAAGACGUUUUUUUUUGGUUACCUAAACCUAUGUUGUGUGCGGUGUUCAUUUCGAUAAAAUGAGAUUUUAUAGAUAAUAUAGGAAAAGGAAGGAAAAAGAUUGAUUGUAAUUCAAUGCUUCAAUAGUUCUCAUGUUUUUGAUAUAAUAUACACACAGGUAAUGUUUACUCAAACGUUUCUUUUCACCAACUUUUUUUUGUAUUUUAUUUUUAAAUUUAAUUAUUCAUACUACACACAGCCAACUCGAGAAACACAAUAGACCUGCCACAUAUAUAUUAGAUCUCUCGUACGUAAUUUGUUGUUGUUGAUUUUUUUCUUCUCUCUUUUGUCGUCACCCAAACAUUUUAUUAAAGUGAAAAUAUAAUUUCCAUUUCCUAAAACGAACCAGCAAAAAAACCAGUCAAGUUCUGCUCCAAUUUGCCAACC
Molecule: messenger RNA, 5102 nt
Organism: Bradysia coprophila
Lineage: Eukaryota; Metazoa; Arthropoda; Insecta; Diptera; Sciaridae
Product: toll-like receptor Tollo pseudogene
Source: RefSeq, a predicted model, not a curated record